Messenger RNA from Penaeus chinensis, 1362 nucleotides. RefSeq lists its product as uncharacterized. The record is from RefSeq and is a predicted model, not a curated record. Bases 1 to 1362 code for a protein of 453 amino acids. NCBI's taxonomy places the organism in Eukaryota, Metazoa, Arthropoda, Malacostraca, Decapoda, Penaeidae. The transcript is spliced from 9 exons.
AUGGAAAUCCUGUUCCAAUCUGACGAAGUUAUAUCCGACCGAAAUGGUGCGCGGGUGAAUAUUCCUGCACCCUUGGAAGGCACCCCUGGAAGGCACCCCUGGAAGGCACCCCCGGAAGGCACCCCUGGAAGGCCCCCCUGGAAGGCACCCUCGGAAGGCACCCUCAGAAGGCACCCCCAGAAGGCACCCCCGGAAGGCACACCUGGAAGGCACCCCUGGAAGGCACCCCCGGAAGGCACCCCUGGAAGGCACCCCUGGAAGGCCCCCCUAGAAGGCACCCCUGGAAGGCACCCUUGGAAGGCACCCCUGGAAGGCACCCCUGGAAGGCCCCCCUGGAAGGCACCCCUGGAAGGCACCCUUGAAAGAAGGCACCCCCGGAAGGCACCCCCGGAAGGCAUCCCCGGAAGGCACACUUGGAAGGCCCCCCUGGAAGGCACCCCUGGAAGGCACCCUUGGAAGGCACCCCUAGAAGGCACCCCCGGAAGGCACCUUCGGAAGGCACCCUUGGAAGGCACCCCUGGAAGGCACCCCUGGAAGGCAUCCCUGGAAGACACCCCUGGAAGGCACCCCGGGAAGGCAUCCCUGGAAGGCACCCCUGGAAGGCACCCCUGGAAGGCACCCCUGGAAGGCACCCCUGGAAGGCACCCCCAGAAGGCACCCUUGGAAGGCACCCUUGGAAGGCACCCCCAGAAGGCACCCCUGGAAGGCCCCCCUGGAAGGCACCCCCGGAAGGCACACUUGGAAGGCACCCCUGGAAGGCACCCCUGGAAGAAGGCACCAUUGGAAGGCACUCCUGGAAGGCACCCCUGGAAGGCACCCCUGGAAGGCCCCCCUGGAAGGCCCCCCUGGAAGGCACCCCUGGAAGGCACCCCUGGAAGGCACCCCUGGAAGACACCCCUAGAAGGCACCCUUGGAAGGCACCCUUGGAAGGCACCCCUGGAAGGCACCCUUGGAAGACAAGGAAGGAGCAACAACAAACGCGAAGAUCACGGCGCUGAUUCACUUACUCAGAAGUCAGCAAUCCACACAGGGUCAGAGGUCAGCGCGAGAGUCAGCGUGCGUCACAGCGUGGAUGACGUAUUGCUAACCACAGUUCUCGCUGCAAGGAACAUUUCUCGCAAGUCUUUUUAUAUCACCAAAAGUUACCUCCGGGCUUUUGUGGGACUCUGCGUUCCAAGAGUGACGAAGGACUCCCUCGCACUCCUUCCAAAUGAUACUUUAAGCCUCGGGAGUGUCCCCAAGGGUCAAGGAGAACGCUAUAGCCUCACCAAAAGCAUCCAAGGAUUCCCCGGUGUAUUCCACCCUGGAAGAUGCGAUUCCAAGCCUAAGCUCCUCAAGCGGGCCAGAGUGCGUGAGAUAUGA